This is a messenger RNA of Bombyx mandarina (wild silkworm), 2137 nucleotides long. RefSeq lists its product as uncharacterized. NCBI's taxonomy places the organism in Eukaryota, Metazoa, Arthropoda, Insecta, Lepidoptera, Bombycidae. The record is from RefSeq and is a predicted model, not a curated record.
UGCGCGGGACUUGCGCGAGUGUGCCGGUGCACCUGGGCGGAGGCCGGCAGCCCCACGUGCCCGGGACCGGGACUCAGUCGCUAGUGAGCCGCCGCUGUCGCCUUACGCCGCUACUGGGCCCGCCGACAGCGACAGGUGGCGCCGACGCCCGCCGCCUGCGCGUUCCCUGCUAGCUCGCCUCGGCCCGCUAGCCGCCUCGACACAAUAAAUUUUAUACGGUCGGCUCCAACAUCCAACUUUAAUAUUGCCUCUCUUCCUUCACUAUAUCACAUUGCAGUGUUAAUCUGUUUUUUUGAGGCGAUAAUGUGUUUGUUUGUUUAAUGUGAUGUUCUCACGAAAAUGCCAUUAAAGUGUUAUGGAAUUUGAAAACUCCGUUCAAAUUAAACGUUAGAAAGAUAAAAGCUAAGUUACGGGUGUGUCGGGGAAGCAUGUCGCGGCGAUGACGUGGUGCGCCCGGCGCGGCAUGCCCUGCUGACAUGGCACGCAGCCGCUCCGCCCUGCUGACGCUAGCUACCAUCACAGCAUUUAUUGGGUGUUGUGUGUGCGCGCCGCAAGGCAGCGUGCAGGGCGGCGUGCAGGGCGGCGCGCAGGUCCCCCCCGGGGUACCACACUCCACCUCGCCGCCCGCCGGCAUCGGCGGCGUCCGAAGAUUCAGCCAAUAUUCCAGAGGGAGAGGGUAUCGUGACUGGCGAACGCGAGGAGAUCCAACUCUCAUCAAUUCACUUUGGCGCAGCCGACAGCCACUUGGCAUUCGAAAGCAAUUGGGAAACGCGGAAGUUUAUAUAAUAUUGGCCCUCCUGAUCGGGUUCGUGACCGUGGUGGUGGGGUGCUGGCUAUCGGACAACUGCUGGUCGCCGGAGCCGGAGGACGCGCUGGCUGGCGGCUGACCCGUGGCGGCGGGCGCGUGCACGCACGUGUAGCGCCCGCCGUCCGCACCCGUCGACAGGGAGAGUCCGUUGGGCGCGGGCUCACUGUCGCCGGUGUUGCCGCCGCGCGCUCCGACAUUACUGCACGCCGCCCGUCACUUCUGUCAAGAAACCUGUCCGAGCUUCGUCUGUGACGGGAGACAUAGACCUACAGUUUUCUGACCGGAGCACACGCAUCACUCUUGUCGUGUUCACGAAAAGACUAACGGAAACCACAUUUCCACAGUAACAAACGGUAGAGUGUGCGAUAAUUGAUUAAUAAAUAAAUAAAAAACUCGGAAAUAUUCAGCGUUUCGUAAACAAUUGCAACGCUUUCUGAUGUAUAUUGUGGUUGUGUAUUUAUUCGGAUGAAUUUUUAAACUCUAAUAUAACUUCGUACGUAUAUUAGUAAAAAUGGUGAUAAAGUGCAGGUAAGCAUUUGUGAAGAACUUUAAGAGCUUUGAUUUAGAUUUUUACCCUCUAGUCAAAUGUCGUUCGAAAUGUGCAUGUAAUAUUUAAUGGAAGUUAUUAUGAAAUAUGUUACAAUGGGUCCACCUGGCCGCGCCUAGAUCGCUGACCUAGGGAUUACGAACUUGUAAUUAUUAAAGGCUCGUUGUGUAACUAAAUCGUUUAGUCGUAGACUUUGCUUCUAGUAAUUGCUCUUACAUGAACUCAUUCGAUCUUACAUACCUUAAGCGUGGUGCACAUGUACUUCUUUGUACCGAUACUAUUUUUUCUAAAAGUAUGUGCCUUGAAAAUUAUAUGCUUUCCUCGAUUUGAAUUGUAGUUUAGAAAGUGUUUUGAACCAUUUAGAGAAAACUCUUAUCUCUGUCUGUUCUACGGACAAGUAAUCCCGUAAGUGCAAUACACAUCAUAACCGUGCCUUUACCGUUCUAUAGACUUUGAGAGGGACGUAAUUAACAAUAGGUUUUAACGAGUGCUCUUCACUCUUUGGGAGGCACCAGACCUGUCAAGCAUUCUUUCACAAAGUGUCCUGCUUCUUCCAUAAUUUCAUUUUAAUAUUAAGAUGCAGUAUAAUCAUCAUAAAUAAAAAAAAGAGCUAGGACCAAACGACUUUAAUAUUAACGUCAAUUGAAUUUGUAGAAAUAUUCAAAAUCACUAUCACAAUAGAAUAAGCACUAACACUGAAAGACAACGACAUUCGAAUAUUAAUAAUAACGCUAACUGUAAUGUCAAAAUAUUAUUUGCUAGAAAGAAGAAGUCGUUUCAGU